Messenger RNA from Anopheles bellator, 1738 nucleotides. RefSeq names its product trace amine-associated receptor 4-like. NCBI's taxonomy places the organism in Eukaryota, Metazoa, Arthropoda, Insecta, Diptera, Culicidae. The transcript is spliced from 4 exons. Gene Ontology annotation, biological process: G protein-coupled receptor signaling pathway. Bases 1 to 1686 code for a protein of 561 amino acids. Gene Ontology annotation, molecular function: G protein-coupled receptor activity. The record is from RefSeq and is a predicted model, not a curated record. Gene Ontology annotation, cellular component: membrane.
AUGGUGCCGUUUCAGUUGGAGAUAUUAGCCCUCGUUGCCGUGCUAGUCGGCUUUACCGUUAACACAUACAUUGUCGUUAUCGUUGCCCUGACGAAGCAGAUAACCUUCGCCAGCAAGGUGCUGCUGCUGCACCUGGGGAUCGUGAAUGCGGUGCUGUGCCUGUUCUACUUCAUCUUCUACGCGGUCAGCCUGUUCCAGCUGCUGCUGCCGGGCGAAGCGCGCGACGUAGCCUGCCUGCUGUUCGGGAUCUGCUUCAACACGCUCCACUCGAUCGCCCUGUGGACGCUGUGUGCGCUUAACUUCGACCGGUACUUCGCUAUCGCCACCCCGCUUCACUAUGGCACCUUCAUCAACACGAAAAAGCAAGUCCUGGUGACACUGGGUUCCGGCUGGCUCGUGUCCACGCUCUUCAGCCUGCCGCAGGCGUUGCGCAUCUCCGCGUACAAGUUCGACGCCGACUACGCCCUGUGCCUGCCGAACCUGCAGACGACCGGAUCCCUCAUCUACAGCGUCUGCUUCGUCCUAUUCACCAUCCUGCUGCCGAUCGGGCUGAUCGUGGGUUGCAACAUGAAGGUGUUCAUGAUCGCGCGCUACCAGCGGAAUCGGAUCGCCUCGGCCAUCCUCGAGGUGACGCUGUCCGCCCAGCUCACCAUCACCCACCAGCGGAACCCGUUCUUCGUGCAGAGCUCGGGCCCCGGGCCGGCCGCCGGCCCGGGCCAGCCGGCGGCCGCCGGGGUUCCGUUGGCCGACUGCCGAGCCUGCUCGGGCCAGGGAACGGCCUGCAACCCGGCGGCCAACGUGAUCCAGCUCGUCGGCUCGGCGAUCCUACUCCACUGCCCGUACUACGUUGCGAUCCUGUGGAACAGUGCGCUCCCGUUUGCGACGAGCAGCUGGCGGACCCCGGCCCUGCUACUCUACCUGGCCUGCUUCCUGCUGCUCCUGUCGCCGACGGUCAACGCCGUCCUGUACGGUGUCCGCAGCAAGAUCGUGCGCCGCUCGUUCCGCAACAUCUGGCGCAAGCAGAAGCAGAAGAUGGAGAUCCACUACGAGAUACAGGCGCGCACCCCGUCGACCUGCGGCUCUCGGCGCCCCUCCUUCAGCGGGGCCCAGCUACAACAGCAGCAACAACAGCAACAACAACAACCCCUGCUGCUGGCGUUCGCCGACGGCGGGGCACGCGUCGACGGGGACCCGGCCGGGCCGGACGGGUCCUCCGACCAGGCGAUCCUUUCGCCGCUUAGCCGCACCAAGUUCGGGAGCUGCUCGGCCCUCGGCGUAGGGUGCACCUCGCCGCCGCCCAUCGUUACGGCGCUGGCCGCCGUGCAGCAGGAGUUCACGGUCGGCCAGGCGACGGCCACGCGGCCCAAGAUCACGAUCACGAAGAUCCUGCCGGAUGACGAGCCAGCCGCCCGGGCGCGGCUACUCAGCGACUCGUCCGCCAACUCCUCAGCCGCAGCCGGCGACGCAGGCGACGACUGUGAGCCUUUGGCUUCUCCCACCACCACGAACGCACCGAAUCUCCACCAUCACCACCACCAGCAGCAGCAGCAGCAAACCGACAAUCUUUGCGUCGCGACAAGACAAUCAAGUGCCAAGCUGCCAAUGCACCCACCGGCGACCGAGCCAAAGCUAUCGUUUAAAAAGUUUUCCUCGCUGCAAGAAAUUUUGGGUAACGGAACUGACUAAAGGCUCGGUCGACAGGACACAAAGCAUACCAGAUAUAGGCCAAUAAUAUAUA